Messenger RNA from Fusarium sp. VM40, 1137 nucleotides. NCBI's taxonomy places the organism in Eukaryota, Fungi, Ascomycota, Sordariomycetes, Hypocreales, Nectriaceae. The record is from the annotation of a GenBank genome assembly.
AUGGUUUCUCUCAAAUUCUUUCUUGUCUUCCUCACUCUUGGAGCCGAGACCCUUGCGGCUGCCAGCCCCUCUCUGGUCUGCGCAACCGACCUUGGAACAAAGUCCAAAAGAAAUGACCCUACUUCAACUGCCACAACUAUGAAGCACAUCACUGUUGUCAAGAAGGUUAUCCGAAAGGUUAAUGUAGUAGUGGUUCCAGUAGCCAAGACUACUACUGUACGGACCACUGAGUAUACCACGACUAUUGUCGUAGCUGGUCCUGAAACCGAGACUAAGACCUCCACAGAAACCACGGAUGUGAUUAUUACCGCAAGGAGGACCAAUACCCUUACUACUACAAGCACAACCACCACCGUCUCGACCGACUAUUUCGUUACGACAAAAGCCAGAAAAGCUAGUUUCACAGCCAUCCUGGACAAUGCCAAGCUGAAGGACCGAGCUGUCAAGAACGUUGCCGCUGUGAAGCUUCUUACUGAAAAUGACCCCCUCUAUCCUCAACGUGUCCGGUGCACCAAAGAGGUCCCGUCUUACACCACCAAGGUCGUCACCACCACAGUUCAAGGACCGCGAACCACGCUUAAGCCCGUCACCAAGACCAAGAUGUCCACGAUUAUCAGCACCAUAACAACUACUGAAUGCCCUGAGUGUAGCACGACUGUUACAGUGACUGAAGAAGAGACCAUGACAACUAUGACAGUCUACACACGGGCCAGUACAGUGAUUCAGACUGUCACCAUUGAGAUGCGAAUCCCUCAAGAGACCGUCUACGCCGCCUGCGAUGCCAGCAACAUCCUCUCCACCGACGGGGAAGGCGGCAAUGUCGUAGGUAUCGCCGAUGCAACAUCAGAUACUACGCCUACUGUCAUCGGAGAUAACUACUCAGCAACAUCUUGUUGUUCCGAGUGCGCUAAGCGACCAAACUGCCGUAUCAGUAUGCUUGGAAGAAUCGCCGGAUUGGCUUCCACAAAGGCAUCGACCUGCUCAAUCUUUCUCACUGACGAUACAUCCAAGUGCGCGAACGGGAAGCAGCCCGUGUUUGCCAAAUACAUUACCUCUGAUGCAGAGCCGGCUCAGCCGCGAUAUGUCUAUAGUAAUGGGCCUUGUGGCCAGCUAGUUAAAGGCAGUGUAGCUUCAUGA